Adineta ricciae is the source of this 2523-nucleotide messenger RNA. NCBI's taxonomy places the organism in Eukaryota, Metazoa, Rotifera, Eurotatoria, Adinetida, Adinetidae. The record is from the annotation of a GenBank genome assembly.
AUGACGAAUAAACCCGAUUCUUAUGCAGGUUUCAAUGACUAUAACCCUUUACUAGAUGCAGAAGGGUUAAAAUAUGAUACUGAUUUACAACAAGCCGUGUUGAAAACUAGUCACGGACGACGUGCACCGCCAACUAGUCAAAAGGGUGGGUUUUUGUCGAAAAUGAAAAAUGUAUUCACCCGACAGAAGAAUUCUGACGUGCCUGUAUCGACAACCAAUGCAACUGGUCGAUUAGGUACUGCAUCGAAAGCUGCUCUACAACAGCAACAAAAUGCCUUGGGAAACGCGCCACUUGGCUCAACAGCACGUCGUCCAACUACAGCGCAGAAGCGACCAACAACUGCUAUACAGGGCGCUGGUUUUAUGGCAGGAGUCGGAGCAUUUGGUAGUCAUGUUGCAACGGCCGGACCAAAUCAAUUCGAAAAGAAAGAAGAAAGUAAUGAAGACAAAGCGCGUAAAAUGGAAAAACAUAUCAUCGAUCUCGUGGAUGAAAGUUGUUUGGCAUACGAACGAAAUGAUAGUAAACUUGCACUUGAAAAAGCUGAAGAAGCAAUGCAAACUGACAAGAGUCUUGGCCGUUACCGUGAAGAACAAAAUAUGAACGAAUCAGAUUUGAACCUAACAGGAUGCGUGAUCCUGCAUUGUGCAAAUAUGUAUACAAAAUGUGGUAUGAAUACUGAAGCAUUAAACCAAUACAAUGUUAUACUGAAAAAUAAAUUAAUCCCUGUACAUAAUCGAAUACGACUAAAUAUUGGCAAUAUUUUCCUUCAUUCCAAGCAAUAUGUGAAAGCAUUGAAAAUGUAUCGAAUGGCAUUGGAUCAGAUCUCCGAUCAGAAUGCUGAUUUAAAAUUUAAAAUUCGUGAAAAUAUCGCAGCAACACAUAUCAUUACGGGACAAUAUGCAGAAGCAACACAAGCUUAUGAAUCGAUCGCGCAAGAACGUCCAAAUUAUCGUAGUUGUUUCAAUCUUUUCCUGUGUUACUAUACGUUAGGACAACGUGACAAGGCACGAGCUGCAUUUAGUGAAUUAUUGAAGAUACCUUUUGUCAAGUCAGAAGAUGAGCCAAUGAUUUCAAUAGGUAAAGAAAACAAGCAGACUAGUCUGGUAUCGGAAGCAAUACGUGAUGAUCGUUUGAGACAGUACGAGCGAAAGCGACGUCGUUUUGCGGAGCAUGUCAUUAUCACUGCUGCGAAACUGAUUGGCAGUAGUGCAGACGGAGAUUUCGUUGGAGGAUAUGAAUGGUGUAUUGAACAAGUACGAGCCUCGUCUUAUUUGGAACUGGCUAGCGGCCUGGAGAUUCAAAAGGCUAUUGCUUAUUUACGUGACGACAAUUUUUCUAAGGCUAUUGCAACAUUGAAAGAAUUUGAAAAAGCUGAAGCGAGAUUAGCUGGGGCAGCUUCGACUAAUUUAUCAUUCUUAUAUUUUCUGGAAAAAGACUUGAAUAAUGCGCAUAAAUAUGCCGACUUAGCGCUGAGAUCCGACAAAUUUAACCCAUCUUCUCUGAUCAAUAAAGGAAAUUGUUGUUUCGCCCAGGAUGACUAUGACAAAGCUCGAUACUACUACGAAGAAGCACUCAACAUCGAUGCUGGUUCAGUCGAAGCUCUCCACAAUCUCAUUCUCACUUUGAUUAAAUCCAAUCAAUAUCAACGUGUCAAAGACUAUUUACACAAAUACAUGACUAUUCAACCAGAUAAUAGUCAAGUGUUUUGUUUAAUGGGCCAAGUAUUACAACAAACAAACGAUAUAGAUCAUGCGAAAAGCUGGUAUUUACAAGCGUUAAGUACUCAUCGAACCGAUGGUUAUUUACACAGACAUAUUGGUGAAUUGCUCGACAAUCAAGGAGAUAAAGCAGAUGCUUUGCAAUAUUAUUUUGAUGCAUAUCGUCAUAACCCAUGUGACAUGGAAACAUUACAAUGGCUUGCAUCGUACUAUAUUGAAGCGCAAUUUCCUGGCAAAGCCGUUGAAUUCUGUGCUCAGGCAGCCUUAGUGAAACCUGGUGAAAUCAAAUGGCAUCUAAUGGUAGCUUCAUGCUAUCGUCGUGUUGGUGAUUAUACAGCUGCAUUAGAAAAAUACAAAUGGAUUCAUCAACAUUUCCCUGAUGAUACCGAUUGUAUUCAAUUUUUAAUUAAAAUCGCCACCGAUCUCAGUUUACCUGAUCGUGAACUCUAUGAAAAUGAAUUAAAGAAAGUCAAUAAGAGAAAAGACGUCCAACAACAACGCAAAACAAGUGCAGAGAAAAGUCGCAACAUAAUUCACGGACGAAAAGUAACGUCCACCGAACGUGACGUCUCGCUGAACGCUCGACUGCCAGUCACUGACGAACGCCAGAAACGAACACCCAUCGACCUCGAUAAUACAGAGGGCGUGUUUUCUCCACCAGAACAUGUUUCUGUCCGUCCGUAUAUCGAUCAAUUUCCUAAACAUAUGGCCGGCGAGAGACCAAAAACCGCUAUCAGCAAAAAAGAAGCAAAUACAAUCGUAUUCGAUGACGAUGAUGAUGCGGCUGAACUUCUACCAGAUUAA